Molecule: messenger RNA, 1014 nt
Organism: Macrobrachium nipponense
Lineage: Eukaryota; Metazoa; Arthropoda; Malacostraca; Decapoda; Palaemonidae
Exons: 3
Coding region: 1-1014 (337 amino acids)
Source: RefSeq, a predicted model, not a curated record
AUGCCCUACUUCAUCAUCGAAAACCUUCGUCCUAGAACCUUCAUCAUCAAGAACCUUUAUUACCCAGUUCUUCAUCCAGAACCUUCAUUAUUCAGAACCUUCAUCCCAGAACCUUUCAAAAACCCUUCAUCCCAGAACCUUUCAAAAACCCUUCAUCCUAGAACCUUUGUCCCAGAACCUUCAUCUCAGAAUCCACAUAUCCCAGAACCUUCAUCCCAGAAUCCACAUAUCCAGAACCUUCGUCCCAGAAUCCACAUAUCCCACGAACCUUCGUCCCAGAAUCACAUAUCCCAGAACCUUCAUCCAGAAUCCACAAUAUCCCAGAACCUUCCGUCCAGAAUCCACAAUCCCAGAACCUUCGUCCCAGAAUCAUAUCCAGAACCUUCAUCCCCAGAAUCCCACAUACCCAGAACAUUCAUCCAGAAUCCACAUAUCAGAACCUUCGUCCAGAAUCCAUAUCCCAGAACGUUCGACCUAGAAUCCUCAUCAUCCCGCAUUUUCAAUGCCAAUCCCACUAUCCCAGAACCUUCUCCCAUAAUCCACAUAUCAUCCCAGAACCUUCGUUCCCAUAAUCCACAUAUCCCAAACCUUCAUCCCAAGAAUCCACAUAUCCCAGAACCUUCGUCCCAGAAUCCACAUAUCCCAGAACCUUCGUCCCAGAAUCCACAUAUCCCAGAACCUUCAUCCCAGAAUCCACAUAUCCCAGAACCUUCGUCCCAGAAUCCACAUAUCCCAGAACCUUCGUCCCAGAAUCCACAUAUCCCAGAACCUUCAUCCCAGAAUCCACAUAUCCCAGAACCUUCAUCCCAGAAUCCACAUUCCCAGAACCUUCGUCCCAGCAUCCACUAUCCAGAACCUUCAUCCCAGAAUCCACAUAUCCCAGAACCUUCGUCCCAGGAUUCUGGGCAGGAAUCCGGCACCCCAACAACAGCUCUUCAUUUAAUUCCCACCUGUCCGGAUCUGGUAAUCACCUUUAAUCAGUACAAUGGGCGAUGUGAAGCCCCCUCUUCUUGA